GUAGCUCCUUCAUCUGGUAAGUCAUCAAGGCCUUCCACGGGAGAUGAUUGAGAACCAAAACCUGUGGGAGAACUUUGGGAACCUUGACCCAUAGGUGGAAUGGGACUAACAAGCAGGUCAGGAUUGGAGUACCACUUUGGACAAUUUCGGAGAAUGUCGAAACAAUGCUCAAAAUCAAAAGCCUUGUUCCCAUUCUCUUGCUUAUAUAUUUUUCUUGCC
Linum tenue is the source of this 219-nucleotide messenger RNA. The record is from the annotation of a GenBank genome assembly. Lineage: Eukaryota; Viridiplantae; Streptophyta; Magnoliopsida; Malpighiales; Linaceae.